Messenger RNA from Pygocentrus nattereri (red-bellied piranha), 1599 nucleotides. It is a transcript of the gene ahsgb, whose product is annotated as alpha-2-HS-glycoprotein 1. Lineage: Eukaryota; Metazoa; Chordata; Actinopteri; Characiformes; Serrasalmidae. Bases 69 to 1475 code for a protein of 468 amino acids. Gene Ontology annotation, cellular component: blood microparticle; extracellular region; extracellular matrix. Gene Ontology annotation, molecular function: cysteine-type endopeptidase inhibitor activity. The transcript is spliced from 7 exons. Gene Ontology annotation, biological process: negative regulation of endopeptidase activity. The record is from RefSeq and is a predicted model, not a curated record.
GGACGAGGAUCGGACCCGAGCUGGAUUAGUCUCACGUUUGUGGGUUUCCCAUAACUCCACAUUGUACUAUGAGACGACUGUUGAUUCUAGCAGCCCUGGCCCAGGUGUUGCUUGCACUCAGUGAACCAGAGAAAUACAAAUGUGAGGAAGAGAAGGACGAUACUGCGAUUGAUGAUGCGGUGCAAUUCAUUAAUGAACUACACCACCAUGGAUACAAGUUCAAACUCGUCAAAAAGAAUAGCCGCACAUAUCAGACAACGGGUGAUUCCUGUGAUGUGGUCAUGGCACUGACCUUAGAGGAAACCCACUGCCACAUCGUGAACCCCAAACCUGUGCAGGAGUGCAAGGUCAGGCAAACCCAUGAAACGAAAGUAACAGCAAAAUGUAAUGUUACUAUAUGUGGAGGUGGACAUAAACCAGGCAUCAAAAGUUUCAGCUGUGACACAGAGCCAGCUUCAAGCAAAGAACUAUUGGCCACUUGCCCCGACUGCCCUACUCUUCUGCCUUUGCAUGAUCCUAAAGGCCUGGAGAGUGUGAAAGCUGCUCUUGAGAAGUAUAAUGAGGAUGCUGAACAUACAUCCUACUUUAAAUUAUUGGAAGUAGGCAGACUAACCACGCAGCAUAACAUGGUGUCCGGAAUGAGCUAUUUUGCUGACUUUGCCAUAAUGGAGACUGAGUGCUCAGACAAGGUGAAAGCAGAGGAAAGACCAGCAUGCAAGGGGCUCUGCUCUCCAGCAGCUCGCUAUGGAUUCUGCCAUUCCACCAAACUUGGAAAUGGUAUUGUAACUGUAAAUUGUGAGAUUUAUCCUGCCAAGAAUACAACGCAUGUUGGUGCCCCAGGAAAGCGCUGCAAGCACCAUAAAGGCCAUCACAGCCACUCAAGUCAUCAUGAGCGACCAGAACAUGGCCCUCACCCAGGUCACCAUGACAGAUCUGAUCGCCCUGAUCACCCACCACAUCAUAAACCAGGUCAACCAAGCCCCACUCCCCAUCAUCGCACUGGUCCAUCAAUCCCCCCUCCUCAUCCACACUGCUUUAUUCCUUCAGAAAGACCAUUUCAUGUAGGUCCCCCUAGUUUUCCUCAUCAUAGAGGUCCUCCUCACCAUGGAGGUCCUCCUCACCAUGGAGGUCCUCCUCACCAUGGAGGUCCUCCUCACCAUGGAGGUCCUCCUCAUCAUCGAGGUACUCCUCCUCCUGGAAGUCCUCCACCCCAUGGAGGUCCUCCGCACCAUGGAGGUCCUCCACCCCAUGGAGGUCCUCCACCUCAUGGGGGCCACCAUGACGAAAAGAAACGUCCGAAGCCAACUGGACCACCCCACAAGGUGCUGCCUGACGGCAAACCAACUCCUCCAGGAUCUAAGGAUGUCUCAGAUUUCCCCUUCCCACAAUGCCAUGGCUUUGUGAAAAUACCCCCCUCCAUCCACCCUAUAUGUCCAUUUCCUCCUAGACCACAUAGCAGAAGUACCGAGGUUUGAGAAAAUGUGCACAGUCUAUUAAAGAAAACUGAAAUGUAAUAGUUCUUCUUGUGUUAAUCACAAAUUAUCAUUAUCCAUUUCAGUGCAAUAAACAAUAAAUCGUCUUUAAUGACAUCAAAUCAGA